Molecule: messenger RNA, 2712 nt
Organism: Arabidopsis thaliana (thale cress)
Lineage: Eukaryota; Viridiplantae; Streptophyta; Magnoliopsida; Brassicales; Brassicaceae
Gene: CNGC4
Product: cyclic nucleotide-gated cation channel 4
Exons: 9
Coding region: 90-2174 (694 amino acids)
Biological process (GO): transmembrane transport; calcium ion transmembrane transport; monoatomic ion transport
Cellular component (GO): membrane; plasma membrane
Molecular function (GO): monoatomic ion channel activity
Source: RefSeq, marked reviewed
AAGACAACGUUCAUCUCCAAGAUUUCUCUCCAUUGUCGACCUUCACAAAAUAACUAUCUCUCUCUGUGUUGCAUGCGUUAGUACUUUCAAUGGCCACAGAACAAGAAUUCACACGCGCAUCACGCUUCUCACGUGACUCAAGCAGCGUUGGAUAUUACUCAGAAGAAGAUAACACGGAGGAGGAAGAUGAAGAAGAAGAAGAGAUGGAAGAAAUCGAAGAAGAGGAGGAAGAAGAGGAAGAAGAAGACCCACGUAUAGGGCUCACGUGCGGAGGAAGAAGAAACGGGUCAAGUAAUAACAACAAAUGGAUGAUGUUGGGUCGAAUACUUGACCCGAGAUCCAAAUGGGUUCGAGAAUGGAACAAAGUCUUUCUCCUUGUAUGCGCAACGGGUCUAUUCGUAGACCCACUUUUUCUCUAUACCCUAUCAGUGAGCGACACGUGUAUGUGUCUCCUCGUCGACGGUUGGCUUGCUCUUACCGUCACUGCCUUACGCUCCAUGACCGAUCUUUUGCACCUUUGGAACAUUUGGAUUCAGUUCAAGAUUGCUCGCCGGUGGCCUUAUCCCGGCGGAGAUAGCGACGGCGAUACCAACAAAGGAGGAGGGACACGUGGCUCUACGAGGGUUGCUCCACCUUACGUUAAGAAGAAUGGGUUCUUCUUCGAUCUCUUCGUCAUAUUACCAUUACCUCAGGUGGUGUUGUGGGUAGUGAUACCUUCUCUUCUAAAGAGAGGCUCUGUGACUUUAGUGGUGUCAGUUUUGCUUGUAACAUUCCUCUUCCAAUAUCUACCGAAAAUAUAUCACUCAAUCCGCCAUCUCCGCCGCAAUGCUACUCUCUCGGGUUACAUCUUCGGCACCGUUUGGUGGGGCAUUGCACUCAACAUGAUCGCUUAUUUCGUCGCGGCUCAUGCGGCAGGAGCGUGUUGGUACUUGUUAGGAGUUCAAAGGUCAGCGAAAUGUCUUAAGGAACAAUGUGAAAACACGAUAGGAUGCGACUUAAGGAUGUUGUCAUGUAAGGAACCGGUGUACUAUGGAACGACCGUGAUGGUCCUUGACAGAGCUAGACUUGCUUGGGCACAAAACCAUCAAGCUCGAUCUGUUUGCUUAGAUAUUAACACCAAUUACACAUAUGGUGCUUAUCAAUGGACCAUUCAACUUGUGAGCAGUGAGAGUCGGUUGGAGAAAAUCCUUUUUCCUAUCUUUUGGGGUCUCAUGACUCUCAGCACAUUUGGGAAUUUGGAGAGCACAACAGAAUGGUCGGAGGUUGUCUUCAAUAUCAUAGUUCUAACAAGUGGUCUUCUUCUCGUUACCAUGUUGAUUGGUAACAUCAAGGUAUUUCUGCACGCUACAACUUCAAAGAAGCAAGCAAUGCACUUGAAAAUGAGGAACAUAGAGUGGUGGAUGAAGAAGAGACAUUUGCCAAUAGGGUUUAGACAGCGAGUCCGCAACUAUGAGCGGCAAAGAUGGGCUGCUAUGCGCGGUGUAGACGAGUGUGAAAUGGUUCAGAACCUUCCAGAAGGUCUUAGGAGAGACAUCAAGUACCACCUCUGUCUAGACUUAGUCCGGCAGGUUCCAUUGUUUCAGCAUAUGGAUGAUUUGGUGCUUGAGAAUAUAUGCGACCGUGUGAAGUCUCUCAUUUUCACCAAAGGAGAAACAAUUCAGAAAGAAGGAGAUGCAGUACAGAGAAUGUUAUUCGUAGUGAGAGGUCAUCUUCAAAGCAGUCAGUUACUAAGAGACGGUGUCAAGAGCUGUUGCAUGUUAGGUCCGGGAAAUUUCAGCGGCGACGAGCUUCUCUCGUGGUGUCUCCGACGACCCUUCGUGGAGAGGCUACCGCCUUCUUCUUCAACGCUUGUAACACUCGAGACCACCGAAGCGUUUGGCCUCGACGCCGAAGACGUUAAGUACGUGACGCAGCAUUUUCGUUACACUUUUGUUAACGAGAAAGUCAAACGUAGUGCUCGCUAUUAUUCUCCCGGAUGGCGGACUUGGGCCGCGGUUGCGGUUCAGCUAGCUUGGCGAAGGUACAAGCAUAGGCUAACGUUGACAUCACUGUCGUUCAUAAGGCCGAGAAGACCAUUGUCAAGAUGUGCGUCCUUAGGAGAAGACAAAUUGAGGCUCUAUGCAGCAAUAUUAACCUCUCCUAAACCCAAUCCCGACGAUUUUGAUGAUUAUUGAUUGAACUAUUUUUUUGUUACGUUUGAUAUACCUCAAUUCUGGAACACUUAAGUGGUCACAAGUCUAAUAGAGAAAGCCAGUAAAAAUACUGUUAACAGAUAAGAGAUCAAGCUCCCAUUGGUUCGAAUGAAGGUAAUUUUUUUCCAAGUUCACUUCACACUGCUGCAAAUUCUAGCAGCACUCAUAUAAUCAAACCUUUAAUUAUUUUCUAAUUCACAACUAGAGGAUAGUCUCUCAGCUUGGUGAUGAAUUGCUUGACUCCCUAAUAGUAAAGCAUAUUUUUCACGAACCUUAUACUAAUCAUCUUAAUCAGGAACAAUAACAACUGCACAAAGGCAAAUAGAAGCAAAAUGUAACGAAACAACAUUUUAAGUCAAUAGCUUGUGCUUUUCACACUCCAUCAUCAGUGAGUCAACUCAAGGCUUUGAUGAUUCAUAAUUAUAUUGUGAACGCAUAACUCAUUCUCAAUUCGAAAUUACUUGAGGUGGAAUGUGGAAAGGGGCCGAGAGUUUAGUAAAUAUGGUCUUUUAGAGAAAAA